Molecule: messenger RNA, 390 nt
Organism: Symbiodinium natans
Lineage: Eukaryota; Dinophyceae; Suessiales; Symbiodiniaceae
Source: the annotation of a GenBank genome assembly
AUGGGAGCGCAAAGCAGCUUCCUGGAACAUGGCGGCGCUGCAGGCGCUAGCCCUGUACCACCAGGGGAAGAGGCGAACUUGGCCGGCCCCCUUCACACGCACGCAAGGCCGCCCCUCCGGCCGAGUCAGGAGGAGCUCGGCGCGCUGUCGCUGGCAGCCCACGCCCGGGUGAGAGCCCGGGACGAUGCAAAGAUGUCCCAGCUGCAAGUCAUGGAGGCACUGCGGAGCGUCUCCCAGGCGCAGGACGCCGCUGAGAAGGCCGUGCUAUCUGCCAGGAAGGCACAGGAGAUCCGUUCCAGCGUCCAGGAGGUCCGAAACGAAUCCGACCGAGCUUACCUCGGUCUCGGCAUCCCAAAGAUUGGCAAGCCCUUCGAUGCCACGAAGGUGUGA